UGGCCCGAUACCGAUACUGGCAUCGGGUAUCGGGUCGAUACUGUCCUCAUAUACUCGUACUCAUAAAAAUGAGCCGAUACCACGCACCGAUACCACGUGCGUUUUGUGAAACGAAACUGGCCGCUGCGAGCCACCGCUUUGUCUAGGUGAACGCCAUAUGAAUGUAAAAUGUCGGCGGUUUGGGCUCAUUUCAAGAUAAGGGAUGAUGGCAGCAGCAAGGCAGACUGUAAGUUAUGUUCAGCUAAAGUGUCAAGAGAAGGAAAAGAAAGUACAUCGUUUAACACCAGCAAUCUAAUUAAACAUCUGAAGACGCAUCAUAGUGCUGAAUACACACAGUUUAGUCAAGCUAAACAAGUAACUCAGCAGCCAACAUUAACACAGGUUUUACAGAAGCGCGAGAAGAUGUCCAGAGAUAAUCCAUGGGCACUAAAAAUAACAGAGGGAAUUGCAUACUUUAUUGCACUUGAUGACCAGCCAUUGUCGGCUGUUGAAAAUAUAGGAUUUCGACAUCUUCUUGGCAUACUGGAGCCACGAUACGAAAUUCCGAGUCGCCAUCACAUUACUACCGCUAUGCUACCGAAAGUGUUUCAUGACGUGAAAAAGCACAUCAGUGGCCUGUUGCGUGACAUUUCGACCGUCAGUUUUACAACAGAUAUUUGGUCAAGCAGUGUCUGCCCAAUGUCUCUGCUCAGUUUAACUGUACAGUGGAUUGAUGACAACUUUACUCUUCGCCACGCCACCUUACAAGCAAAGCCGUUUCGGGGUUCACACACCAGCAAAGCCAUAGCAGACGCGUUCGAUGGGAUGCUUCAGACCUGGUGCAUUCCGAAAACCUCUGUCCACAUUGUGCUACGAGACAACGCUAAAAAUAUGAUUAAGGGCACGAAUGAUGCUGGACUCCCUAGCCUACCUUGUGCCGCUCACACUCUCCAGCUGGUGGUCCACGAAGGACUUUUGUCACAGAGAAGCGUUACUGAUGCAUUAGCUAUCGGACGCAAAAUCGUUGGCCAUUUUAAAAAUUCUCCCCUAGCCUACUCCUGCCUUGAAGACAUUCAGUUAGAGAUCGGUCAGCCUGCAAAACGACUACAGCAGGACGUACAGACCCGCUGGAACAGUACAUUUUACAUGAUCCAGUCCCUGAUUGAGCAGAAACGGGCUUUAGGAGUUUUUGUGUCCGAACAUGAACUCCCUGAUAAUCUCACGGCUCACCAGUGGGCACUGCUGGAGAAGGUUGUAACGGUUCUGGGUCCGUUUGAGGAGUUAACACGAAAAGUUAGCUCUUCUGAAGCCAUGGCAGCAGAUGUGAUUCCUGCUGUCACUGUAUUGCAGCGAUUUCUGUCUAGAGAGGCUGACGAUGACCAUGGCAUCAAAACUAUGAAAGUGACUUUAGCUGCAGCUGUCAGGAGGCGAUUUUCUGAUGUGGAAGAACAACCCCUCUACAGCAACGCUACUCUACUCGACCCCAGGUAUAAAAAUCUUUUUUUCUUUAACACCAACACUGCUGCAAAUGCCAAGGAGAUGCUGAUGCGUGAGCUGUUGAGGUCGUCUAGAGAAGAGGAGAAUCAUGACCUGCACAAACCUCCUGCCAGAAAACCACGCAGGGACCAGCAGCCUGGACAGUAUAUUUGAUGAAAUAGCAGAUGAGCAAGCACCAGUCUCUCUAAACAGAGCUCAAGUAGGUUCUACUGCACAAUUAGAGACAUACCUAGGGGAGACCACAAUUUCUCGAGAAGGCAAACCACUACAAUACUGGGCAGUUAACAAAGUGCGGUUCCCUACUCUGGCCAAAAUGGCAUCCAGAUACCUCUCAGCACCAUGCAGUAGUGUUGACAGUGAAAGGCUGUUCAGCUCAGUGUCACAUAUUGUGAAUGACGACAGAAACAGAAUCACAGCUGAUCAUGCAGAGAUGAUUUUGUUCAUCAAAAAGAACCUGCCUCUCAUUCCCCCAAAAAGUACCUAAGCUAGUUCAGAUCACAUUGCUGACUGAAAUGUUUGUUUAAUUGAAACAAGGGAGCUGUCACUGUGCCACAUAGUUUAAUUGUUGUUUAAUUGAAAUAUGCAGUAGUUUAAUU
Molecule: messenger RNA, 2072 nt
Organism: Carassius carassius (crucian carp)
Lineage: Eukaryota; Metazoa; Chordata; Actinopteri; Cypriniformes; Cyprinidae
Product: zinc finger BED domain-containing protein 4-like
Exons: 2
Coding region: 169-1629 (486 amino acids)
Molecular function (GO): DNA binding
Source: RefSeq, a predicted model, not a curated record